AAAAUCACAAAAAAAUGAUAUUAUUUAGUUAGUUAGGUGUGAAGCUACCUGUGAAAUUUAUAUGAAUAUAUGAAAUAAAAACAGCAUCAUCAUUCAUUCAUAUUCAUCGUAGCUCACUUCUCAAUCUCGAUGCCUCGUAAACGCUUCGGAAUCCAGGAACCCCAAACAGCUAUACAACAUGCCCAAUACUAUCUGAAGAAAAUAGGACUAGGGCCAAAUAACUACUACUUCUGGAAACAAAUUGGGAAGGCUUUGAUAUGCACCUAUACAGUGAUGGGUGCAGCGUGGUUAUACAACGAGACAUCGCCAUUGGGUUGGUGGACGCUGAAGCCAAUGCCAAAGGAAGAGAAGGAUAUGGCUCAUUUGUAUGAGCGACGUGAGUUUCCGUAUCCGGGUGACGCAGAAGCUAUGGAGGAGUUUGUUAAACAAGGUGGAAUGAUUGGAACAACUAUUGGACCUAAAGGAAUGGUGGAGAAUGAUAUGGAUGAAAGUGAUUAUAAGAAGGAGCUUAAGGAUAAGAAGUUUGAGCAGGAGGCUCAGAAGCUUUGGUUGAGGAUGAGGAAUGAAAUUAUUGCUGAGCUUCAGGAGAAGGGUUUUGAAGUAGAAUGAAUGCAUUGAAUCUUUCAAGUUGGGGGGGAAAACACUUCAUUUUGUGGUAGUAAAUAAUUGAAUGUUAUGUUUUCAAUAAAUCAUGGGAGAUGGAAAAGACUAAUCUAUAUGAAUGUUAUGUGACUUGUGUAUCUUAUAUUGCAUUUUCCUUAAUUGAAUUCGGCUCCUUUUUGCUUU
Molecule: messenger RNA, 786 nt
Organism: Lathyrus oleraceus (garden pea)
Lineage: Eukaryota; Viridiplantae; Streptophyta; Magnoliopsida; Fabales; Fabaceae
Exons: 2
Coding region: 130-609 (159 amino acids)
Source: RefSeq, a predicted model, not a curated record